AUGUUUCAAGACGGUGUAUCUUCCGAUAACCAGUCGCAUUUUAUGAACACAGACUGGAUUGAAGACGACGGUUUACUCUUGACCGUUCCCGAGCUGACCGUUCUGGAUGAAACCGGACUCAGUCAGUUCACAUUAGAAACGUCAUCACUGCAAUAUGAACCACUUUUUGAUCCACAGAUCGACGCUUCCACCAUUCUGUAG
Fusarium sp. VM40 is the source of this 201-nucleotide messenger RNA. The record is from the annotation of a GenBank genome assembly. Lineage: Eukaryota; Fungi; Ascomycota; Sordariomycetes; Hypocreales; Nectriaceae.